Molecule: messenger RNA, 765 nt
Organism: Cryptococcus amylolentus CBS 6039
Lineage: Eukaryota; Fungi; Basidiomycota; Tremellomycetes; Tremellales; Cryptococcaceae
Exons: 1
Coding region: 1-765 (254 amino acids)
Source: RefSeq, a predicted model, not a curated record
AUGGACGUAGCAGACUACACCCAGAGGUUAGAACGCGCGGUCAAGCGUGCCAAGAGCUUAGAAGAGCUGGAAGCCCCACUACCUCCUGACACUGUCUCGAUAGUUUUCACGACAGAAAUCAUUCAGCCAACAAGGCUGGUGAGAGUCCCUAUCACAGAAGAGGAAGAAGAUGGGGCAGAGUUGCCCGAAGGGAACUGGACGGUUGCGCCUCCCCGAGCAAGGUUCUUGUCUGCGGUCAUGGACUCUCCAGAACGGGUGCAAACAGAUGAUGCUGCUCAAGAUGAAUAUACAAGAUCGGUUGGCGAAGCGAUUGGAAUCAUGACUUUCGCCGACAUCUCUGACGUUCAGCUGGGACCAGAGAUCACCUGUGAGGAUUUUGUAAGAAACACAAGCCAGUGCGAGCAUAGUCUGUUCCGGCAUGCCGCGUUCGAUGUAGCCAAUCAGCUCUCGAACACACAACAAGUAGGUGCGGAUAAUUUAGACGAGGAUGGGAGGCCUGCGGAUGGACAACAUUUGGUGAAAGCGGUCUGGCUUGAGCCUAGCAUGUUUAGUGUUUACGUUGAUCGACCGAUCGAGGAUGCCGCAAACUAUGCAAGAACGGUGGACUAUAUGGGGUCCAUCCUGAGUGGUCUCGCGAUGAUGCGAGGGGGGGAGCGAGGGCCGCAGAAUAGGGACGACGAAAUGGAUGAUGAUGGUGCUGAAUCCGAAGACGAAGGGGUAUGGGGUGCCUAUAGGGAAUAUGAUUCCGCCAGCAUGCUCGAGUAG